Rotaria sordida is the source of this 738-nucleotide messenger RNA. The record is from the annotation of a GenBank genome assembly. NCBI's taxonomy places the organism in Eukaryota, Metazoa, Rotifera, Eurotatoria, Philodinida, Philodinidae.
AUGGGUGAUACGAAUGGACAAGUAGUAGCUGGUGGUAAUGGCCAAGGAAAUCGAUUGGAUCAAUUGAAUAGUCCAACCGAUGUGUUGAUCGACAAAGAGACGGAUAGUCUCAUUAUUUGUGACCGAGACAAUCGACGUGUCGUACGAUGGUCUCGUCGUAGUGGUACAACUCAAGGAGAAAUCCUCAUCGAUAACAUCCGUUGUUGGGGAUUGGCUAUGUAUGAUCAGAGAUAUCUCUACAUCUCUGACACCGCCAACGAUGAAGUAAGACGAUAUCAAAUUGGAGACAAGAAUGGAGCUAUUGUGGCUGGUGGCAAUGGCGAAGGUGCUGAUCUCAAUCAAUUCAACGAUCCGCGCUACAUCUUUGUCGAUCAACAACAGACUGUCUACGUGUCAGACCACCGCAAUCAUCGUGUAAUGAAAUGGAAUAAAGGUGCAAAAGAAGGAAUUGUUGUCGCUGGAGGUCAAGGCUAUGGGAAUGCUCUGACACAAUUGUGGUAUCCUUACGGGCUGUGCGUCGAUAUGUUAGAUACCAUCUAUGUGGCAGAUACGUGGAAUGAUCGAGUGAUGCGUUGGCCUAAAGGAGCGAAACAGGGCACUGUCAUUGUGGGUGGAAAUGGUCAAGGAGCAGGAGCAAAUCAGUUCAACUAUCCCGUAGGUUUGUCCUUCGAUCGAUAUGGCAAUCUCUAUGUCGCCGAUUGGGACAAUCAUCGUGUUCAACGCUUUUCAAUCGAAUAG